GCUGCAUUUCCUCUUCCCCCUGGCGCUAGGGCGGAGUUGGUUGUAGGCUGGGUUUUGCCCAGUGUCGGAGUUCGCUCGGUUAACUCCGCUCGCCCGUGGCUACCCGGUGUGUAGGAGCUAAGUUGUACCGUGAUCAUGCCUAUGAAGGGCAGGUUCCCCAUCCGCAGGACGCUGCAGUACCUGAGCCAGGGCGACAUCAUCUUCAAGGACUCGGUGCAGGUGAUGACGGUGAACUACAACACCUGGGGGAACCUCAGCGAAGGAGCCAGAAAAUUUGUGUUUUUCAACAUACCUCAGAUCCAGUACAAAAACCCUGGGCUCCAGAUCAUGAUGUUUAAGAACAUGACACCAUCACCAUUCUUAAAAUUCUAUUUAGGUAAUGGGGAGCAAGUCCUGGUUGAUGUCGAAGAGAAGACUAACAAAGAGAUAGCACAACAUGUUAAGAAAAUUCUUGGGAAAAGCGAAGAAACCCUCCAGGCAGAAGCACAAGAGAAAAUGAAGCUGCGGCAUCCUGCAACAUUUGGCCCCAGAAAAUACCACUUGCGGGAGUGUAUGUGUGAAAUUGAAGGCCAAAUUCCCUGCCCUGGUAGAGUGCCAUUACCAAAGGAGAUGACUGGAAAAUAUAAAGCUGCCAUGAAAGAGAGUGCCACUUCCUAAGCCAACUUUAUAGGAAGCUUAUCUACAGCAGGGAUGAAAGGAUUCAGACUGCCAAGAAACUGGACAUCUUAACCCAGAUGAGAAUACAUUUUUUACAAAAUACCAUUUAAGUAAAGGAAAAAUAGCUGGACUGACUUAAAGCAAGGAAGGAUUAAUAUUUAAAAUAAAGUCAUGAGAUUGUUCUUGUUGUGGAGUGGAUUGUAAAUAUGUAUUUGCUAUCUGUUUUUAAAUCAAAUAACAGAUCUUGGUAGAUCCUUGGUUUAAUUAUGUUCUUUAACAUACAACUACCCAAAUACAGAAUCUUCUCUAUGUAAUGUGUUUUUGGGUUGGCAGGCUCCCCUUUCACGUUUUUUAUUUUCUUACAUUUAUAUCCCACCUUUCUUUUUUCAAGGAACCCAUAGCAACAUACAGGUGGUUCCCUGGAGAUCUCCCAUCCAGGCACUGACCAGACCCGGGCCUGCCGAGUUUCAGCAAGGUGAUGGCCACAUGCAUCUUCAGAUGAAACCCUAGGACCUAACUAGAUCUUUUGAGUGUUGGUAGCUCUGUGGCUUUAACAAAUCAAGCUGUAAGGGUGUAUAAUACCGGCUAAAGCCCCAGAAGACAAACGUAGCUGAAAAGAGCUCCAGUGGUUAAGGAUAGAGCUACACUUCAGUGCUUGCCCUUCUCAAUGUCUAUCCAAACCAGCAUCAACUGUGCAGGUUUGCAUAAUAUGCUUAUCGCCCUGGGUUCCUACUGCAAGGAAGGGCAGGAUAUAAGUCAAAUAAAUAAUAAAAUACAUGUGGCAGACUUUAAAUUGCCAGGGCAUGAAAGAAUGGAGUACACAUAGCUCCCAACCAGUCCAAAAACUUCAUUUGAUAGUAGAUUAAACUGCCCCAUAUGAAAAACAUGAGAAGUAACAUCUCACUCCUGGAUGGGGUUUGUAAUGGUGGAGGGGUAUAGUCAAGACGUCUUUUUCUCUUCAAAACCACAGGGCCAUUGGGCAACUUGGAACUACAAUUUACUCUGUUUUUCCACCAAUCGUAGCUUAGAGGCUGUUCUUAGCUUCUUUGAUGAUAAAACUCAGUGUAUAUGCAUAACUUGUACUAUGAACAGGCCUGUUUUUAAUUAUGUUUCAAUACUUUUUAAAUUUGUACAAGAAAAAUAACUAUUAAAGCUGGAUGUAAAUAUGUUUAUUACAAAGAAGCUUUAUCUGUUGGCAACAAUCAGUUCAGAGGUGGGUUCGCAAGUUGAAAACAGGAGAUGCUGCAUAUCAUUCCUGUUUCCAAUGUUUAGACAAUUCCUUACAUAGCCAAAAUGGCACCACACAGUCCUGCAAAAGUAUAAAUAAAACUAAAGGAAAAAUCUUAAGAGGGGGGGAAAAACCCUCCUAUGGCCCAAUGAGGACCGUAUGUUCUUAUUAGCCACAGAAGAUGCAAAGUGCAUAUAGAAGGAGCUUAUUGAUUGGCUGACCAUUUAUGUAAUAGGAAAAAAAUCAAUCUACACAUAUACAUCUAAACCAACAUUUUAUUUUGUCAAAGCUUGCAAAUUAGAGUAGUGCAUGCAAUUGUAGAACAGAUGUCAUCAAUGUUAAAUAUCACAAUGGCAUGGUUUUGUUAUGUUUCAUAGUGUCAAUUCAGUAGUACAAAUGGAAGGCUGUCAAAAUGUGAAUCUAUCCUCAACCUAUCAGGAAAGGUAGCUAUAUUUCACAUUGACUUACAGUCAUGGAGCCUACAAAUCAACAUAGUUACUAGUAUACUAUAAGCAUGUCUUAAGAGUAUUAGAUUAUGAAGUACAUAAAAACAAGGCAGAAUGGAUGUAACUAGGAAGCAUACUUCAAAUGUAAAAAAACCACUGAACAUUUAUUUGGGCAGAGAUAUACAAAGUAUGCCAGGUGAGUGUCUUGCUGCCUGUAAUAAAAGAUAUAUAGUUUUCUUUUAAAUAAACCUUAGCUGGUCAAAAAAA
Messenger RNA from Rhineura floridana, 2598 nucleotides. It is a transcript of the gene MRPS25, whose product is annotated as mitochondrial ribosomal protein S25. Gene Ontology annotation, cellular component: mitochondrion. Bases 136 to 657 code for a protein of 173 amino acids. The record is from RefSeq and is a predicted model, not a curated record. Gene Ontology annotation, molecular function: structural constituent of ribosome. The transcript is spliced from 4 exons. NCBI's taxonomy places the organism in Eukaryota, Metazoa, Chordata, Lepidosauria, Squamata, Rhineuridae.